CCACUGUGCCUAGCCUCCCUAACUGUUUCUAUCUUGCCUGCCUGUCUAGCUACUGGGGUAACUUUUCUCAGACUUCCUGCCUUAGCAUAGACGUGGACAGCAGUGUCCCCUGCCCACCCCGACACAAACGGCAUAUGGGCUCCCUCCUGAAGGAGCAGGUGAUUGAUCUGAAGGGACCCACCUCCCAACUGUUCCCCUGCCCCUCCCUGUGCCUCAGGGCCCAGCAUUCCUCCCCUCAAGGGCCAAUUCUUAGGAUGCAGCAUGGGUCCUCUUGCAAUGAAGACUGAUGGUGUAUUUCUCUGGGAUUUCACUGAAGGUUACCCCGAGUUACGCACGAUCUUAGGUUUGAAGAAAUAUCUUGGCUCUUUUUGCCUGCUGGUUUUCUGGCUGCCAACGCUGAGCAGCCUCAGAGGUGCCAGAGCUGGGAUUUCAGGCUGGAUAUCAAGUCGAGGCCAGGUGUCCUGCAGCAGGGCAGGAGCUAGAGAAGUGGGGGCUGCCCAGGGAGUUGAAACUGGGGAGCAGAAAGGGUCUGAGUCAUUAGGAUAGCUCUGAGCAGUCUGUGCCAAGAUGUUGCAAUGCAGAUAACUUCCGUUAACCAAGCACAUGGAGGUGAAGCAACCAGUUCUUGGGUCAAGGACGUGCCUCACUGGGUUCGAGUUGUGGGCAAGGGAGGGGCUUUUGGUUUCUUUUUCAAGAUGGUAACUGACACCCCAACCCCACCCCUGACGCCACCCCAGGGGACCUUCUGCCAGAGGUGGCUGUUGCCUCACCCAGGAGGCAGGGAGUUUGCUGGGUUGCUACACUGGCAGGAUCCGGGGCACAGAUGGUUGUACCCCAGUUAGUGGAAAAGCCUGUUUGGAAGGCAGAGGGCACUGUGGAAGGAGCAUUGGACUUGAAGUCAUCCGACCUGGCGUGGCGUUAAAGCAUCUUCACUUCCGCCUGGCUGACCUUGUUAGCCAGUCCCGGGACUCCUGAGAAUACCAAAUGAGAGGCUGGCCCCCCAGAUGCUGAGAGAUUCAUAAAGCAUGAUGCCACUUGGGUAAUACUCUGUGGCUUGCUGCCUUUAGAGUGACGUGCUGGGACACAUCCUCAGACUGAGCGGUCGCGCUGCGGCAGCCUGGCGCCUGGCAAGUGAGGGGAACCUGCCAGGGGAUUACUGUGCGCUAACGGCAAGACAGGCUGGCCCCGGGGGAGCGGGGAUGGGCAGAGCAGCCACCCAGCCUCAGCUAGCAACGCCAGGGAGGCGGCCUGGGCCCUCGUGGGGAGCUCGGUGCACAUUCGGCUGAUGAGACGUGUUGGACGAGGCUCUCCGCUGAGCAGCAGCUGUUCCCAGCACCAGAGGACCCCACCGCAGGGGCAGGAGCUUCGAGACCCGUAUGGGACUGCAGCUGGGGCGGUGGCCCCCAGGAGAAGGGACCAGCACCUCGGAUGGCAAGCAGUAGGGCAGAACCUAACAUAAGGAGGAUCUUGGUCUCUAUCGCAGAGUUUUCCGACACCCCUGGCGCUUCCUGUUUUUCUCUUCUCAGGGUUGGGUUUUGGUUGCCCUCCCCUGGCAGAGGGGCUGGACCGUCCAAGCUGGGGAUGACUCUUGCUGGGAACCGGGCCCCCUGAAGCCCAUGCUCGCUCUGGUGUGAUUGGAGGACGAGGGCUUCCCCGAAGCAGGGGACGAGGGGCUGCCUCAGUAUCUGCCCAUGAGCCACAAGGACCCUAACUGCUCCAGACUGGAUUGUUUCAAGCCACCAAAGAGGGGGCCCCCCAGAGCUGGCAGCCAGAAAUCCCAAGGGACUAGAGGGCUGGGAUGGACUGACCUCCCCCUCGCCAGGGCAGCAGGAGGGGCAGAGCCCCUGUGGCCCAGCUAGUGACGGAGAGACCCGAUGAAGCCCUAAGCAGGGGCCCGAGUGGCUCUGGGACAGGGCAGCCACUCCUGCUGACGUGCUUUCUCCUUACCUUGAAGGAGGGCGUGGGCGAGGGACCCCUGCCGCUGUCCCCUGCCGCGGCACGUGCCCCUAUGCCCUUUGCACGUGGUGCCAGGAUAGGCAGACUGUGCCGUGGCUGGCCCCUCAGCGGGCUGGGAAAGGAGUGGCCGCGGUGACGGCUGCCUGCCCGCCGGCACCAUGAAGUGCUCCCUGCGGGUGUGGUUCCUCUCGGUGGCCUUCCUGCUGGUGUUCAUCAUGUCCCUGCUCUUCACCUACUCGCACCACAGCAUGGCUACCCUGCCCUACCUGGACUCGGGGGCCCUGGGCAGCACCCACCGGGUGAAGCUGGUGCCCGGCUAUGCCGGCCUGCAGCGCCUCAGCAAGGAGGGGCUCUCGGGCAAGAGCUGCGCCUGCCGCCGCUGCAUGGGCGACACGGGCACCUCGGACUGGUUUGACAGCCACUUCGACAGCAACAUCUCCCCCGUCUGGACCCGAGAGAACAUGGAUCUUCCCCCGGAUGUCCAGAGGUGGUGGAUGAUGUUGCAGCCCCAGUUCAAAUCGCACAACACCAACGAGGUGCUGGAGAAGCUGUUCCAGAUCGUGCCGGGGGAGAACCCCUACCGCGUCCGGGACCCCCACCAGUGCCGGCGCUGCGCCGUGGUGGGGAACUCCGGCAACCUGCGGGGCUCUGGCUACGGGCAGGACGUGGACGGACACAACUUCGUCAUGAGGAUGAAUCAGGCGCCAACUGUGGGCUUUGAGCAGGAUGUUGGCAGCCGAACCACCCACCAUUUCAUGUACCCUGAGAGUGCCAAGAACCUGCCCGCCAACGUCAGCUUUGUGCUGGUGCCCUUCAAGGCCCUGGACUUGCUGUGGAUCGCCAGUGCCCUGUCCACGGGGCAGAUCCGAUUCACCUAUGCCCCAGUGAAGUCUUUCCUUCGGGUGGACAAAGAAAAGGUCCAGAUCUACAACCCAGCCUUCUUCAAGUACAUCCACGACAGGUGGACAGAGCACCACGGGCGAUACCCGUCCACUGGGAUGCUGGUGCUCUUCUUUGCCCUGCAUGUGUGUGACGAGGUGAACGUGUACGGGUUCGGGGCCGACAGCCGGGGCAACUGGCACCACUACUGGGAGAAUAACCGGUACGCGGGCGAGUUCCGGAAGACGGGCGUGCACGACGCGGACUUCGAGGCCCACAUCAUCGACAUGCUGGCCAAGGCCAGCAAGAUCGAGGUCUACCGAGGCAACUGAGCCUGGCCGCGCCACGACCCUCCCGGCCCAGGCGCAAAGCUCGGGCGCGCGUGCCCGCCCGGGACUCCAGACCCGCCCAAGGGCGGUGGCCUAGGCGUGUGCGCUGCGCCCCGCCCUGGACGUCACCAGGCAAUCAAGAGCAACUCCAGAGUGCGAUCUGGACCAAUCAUGCUGCAGUCCAGCGAGCGCCUGCUGACUCCGGCCAAUCACGAGACUCUGGGGGCUGUUCCGGGCCUGACAACCAAUGAGCGCUGCAAUCGGGUGAAGCUUGUUUUUCUCAGCCAAUCAUGCGACUCAAGGAGAACUUCCGGGCGCUGGGCCGUCUCCUCCAAUCGAUGGCCUCGGGGGGCGGGCUGGCGACCGGGCAAUCCCCUGUCCCUUGUGCUUUUGGAUAGGAUUUUAUUUCACGCUUAUUGUGGAGCGGAGGAUGCUCCGGGCUUCCACGAAGUACUUCGCUGCCUCGACAGCGGGGAGCGUCCCAGUUGCUGGCUGGCCUGACUUCCGCUGUGCGCUGCGGAGGGACCCGGGAAGGCGCAGGCCGGGAGCGUCGUCCCUCGGGGCCCCGGCGGGGUUUGUGGGGGUCGAGGAGAGGAGCCUGGGGGGUUCCAUGGGGCGCGCCCUUUCUCCAGGAGGAAAGCUAGCAGUCUCCGCGAUCUCUCAAGCGUCCGAGAGCGUUGUAGACUCCACGUUUCCCUAGUCCAUCAGGCCCAGAUGGGUGAGUGCAAACCCACCAAAGAAAUGCAGUCGUGGUGAUGCCCACGGGUCCUUCCUCCUCCCCGCCUCGGCCACCCUAUGGAAUGGCCUCCGACCAGGGCAUUUCGUGUCUCACGGGAAAACUAGGGAAUUGAAUUCCCUCCUUGCUGGGGGUGGAAUUUGCCUAGGGCCCAACCCCUGAACAUAGGUGUAAGAAACAGGGCAGGGGACAAGGAAGCUCUGUCACAUCCAACGUAAGGUGCUUCUCAUUCACGUGUGCCCUCGGCCCCUCUGUUCACUCACAAUCUUUUUAGUGUCUCUCCUUAGGCCCUGGGCCUCCUCACCAGCCUACUUGUUGCUCUGGAAAAAAAUCAGAAAACCUGCCCUGGGAUCGGGGCCCUGCUGCUGCUCGCGCUCUCUCUGUCUCUCACAGGCGCACACGUCUUUGGCUGGCUUUAGGGAGGGAGAGCAACAGUAUGGAAAGAAGACUGGAGGUGGGAAGCCCAGCUGCUCGCUGCAUGCCCCUUCCUCCACUUGUCACCCUAAAGAGUGAUGCUUGCUUAGGGGUGACUUUGCUUUGGGCUCCUAAUUUAGUUAAUGUGAAGCCACCAGGUAUGGCUGACCAACAAAGAUUCUUUUAAAAUUCUGAGCUGGCCGUGCAAGUAGCCAGGAGCCUCGCGGGGGCGGAGUAGACUUGCCGCUGCAUGCCUCCUGCCACCGCGUCCCCCUGUUCAUCUCCGCCUCCUCCCUCCGACCCACCUUCUGUUUCCCGCUUGGGAAGGGCUGGGAAGCUGACCACCAGGGGUUCCAGCUGGAAGCUGUUGGUGCUACUGUACCCAGCUUAGGUCCCCAGAGGGAGCUGAUGGUCGCCUUGCCCUUCAAGGUUGGGGAAGUUUAGGAGGGGGAAAGGGCUUCUGUGAAGCUCCCAAACCACUAAAAGGAUCCCCUUCCCACCAAAGGUCACACAUGCCCCCCCUUUUCUCAGUUGACACCACCAAGCAGCCUCCUGGCCUUUGGUAUGGUUCCUGCAGCUGGCUGGGGGAACAGUGACCAGCAGGGGAGUUUGUUAGGGGAGGGUUGGGAUGGGCAGUGGGCACCCAGAAGAAUUAAUAUAUUGAGAGCUUAGAGUUUGACUCUGUUCCUUCCCAAUUCCAAACCGAGGAGGAGUAAAGAACGGGAAGGACGGGGGAUUUAGUAGACUGCCUCUCAGGGCUCCCCGCUCCGUCCUAGAGUGUCAAGGCACCAGCCAUUCUUGCCAGUCUCAUUUCAGUGCUUCCUGAAGAGGCUGUUUUGAAGAUGAAAAACAAUGCAAUUAUGCCAAACAGUAUUGAGCAGAAUAAUUUAUUUCUUUGUUUUUGUUUUGUUUAAACCAUUAAUUCCCAUUCUGGAAGAGGUAGGUCCCAGCAUCCAGCCCAGAUCUCCUUUUCUGCAAUAGUUAAAAGUUUUUUAUUUCCUUCCCUUUCUCUCUUUCUGAAUUAAAAAGAACAACAAAACUA
This is a messenger RNA of Microcebus murinus (gray mouse lemur), 5356 nucleotides long. RefSeq names its product ST3 beta-galactoside alpha-2,3-sialyltransferase 2 (gene ST3GAL2). Lineage: Eukaryota; Metazoa; Chordata; Mammalia; Primates; Cheirogaleidae. Gene Ontology annotation, molecular function: beta-galactoside (CMP) alpha-2,3-sialyltransferase activity. Gene Ontology annotation, cellular component: membrane. The record is from RefSeq and is a predicted model, not a curated record. Gene Ontology annotation, biological process: sialylation.